AUGGGCAACAAACCAAGCGCGGUGGAGAGCUGCUUAAUCUCUGCAGUAGGAAACGACAAGAGCCUGGUAGCAGGACAAUCCACAAUCGGAUACCAGCUGUCGCACGUAAAGCCGUACAAUCUCGAUAUCCCUGUGAAUCCCUCCGCGGUCACGUACCCCAGGUCGUCGGAGCAAGUCGCCGCUAUCGUCAAAUGCGCCGUCGACAACAGCAUCAAAGUGCAACCCCGCUGUGGUGGGCACAGCUAUGCGAAUUAUGGUAUUGGCGGUGAGGAUGGCUCCAUCGUCGUGGAUAUGAAGAACUUCCAGCAGUUUAGCAUGGAUAAGACGUCGUGGCAAGCUACCAUCGGAGGCGGCACCCUCCUCGACGACGUUACUAAGCGCCUUCACGACAACGGCAACCGAGCCAUGGCCCAUGGCACUUGCCCACAAGUCGGCAUCGGAGGACAUGCUACCAUCGGAGGUCUCGGACCCAGUUCGCGCAUGUGGGGAUCAGCACUUGACCACGUCGAAGAAGUUGAAGUCGUGCUCGCCAACUCAUCCGUCGUCCGCGCAUCGGAGGACCAGAACGCCGAUGUAUUUUGGGCGCUCAAGGGCGCAGGAGCAGGGUUCGGCAUCAUCACCGAGUUCAAGGUCAGGACGCAGGCCGAGCCUGACAAGACGACGUUGUACAGCUAUGGUAUCCAAGCUGGCAACGCACAGGAUAAGGCGACUGCCUUCAAGAAGUGGCAGAAGCUCAUCUCGGAUCCGGAUCUCUCGCGCAAGUUUGCAUCGCAGUUCAUCAUGACGGAACUUGGCGUCGUGGUCACGGGCACGUACUUCGGUCCGCAGGAAGAAUUCGACAGCUUGAACAUCUCAAGCCGACUCCCCGACGCUGACGAGAGUGUCAUCGUGUUAGACGACUGGCUCGGUGUAGUCGGGCACUGGGCAGAAGACUUAGCCCUCGACCUCGCCGGCGGCAUCCAAUCCCACUUCUACGCCAAAUCCCUCGCGUACACCGCAGACGACCUCCUGUCCGACACCGCCGUCGACACCCUCUUCAAAUACGUCGACGAAUCCGACAAAGGCACCCUCGCCUGGUUCCUCAUCUUCGACCUCGAAGGCGGCGCCACAAACGACGUCGCGCCGGACGCCACCGCGUACGCCCACCGUAACGCGCUCUUCUACCACCAAGCCUACGCCGUCAACCUCUUCGGCGCCGUGGACGACACCAUGCGCGAUUUCCUGACUCGCUUGAACAAGGUCGUUACGGAUGCGCUGGGGCAUGAUCUUGGGGCUUAUGCGGGGUACGUGGAUCGGGCGCUGGGGGAGGAUGGGCCGAAGAUGUACUGGGGGAUAAUUUGGAGAGGUUGGAAAGGAUUAAGGGGUGGUUGA
Messenger RNA from Didymosphaeria variabile, 1371 nucleotides. RefSeq lists its product as uncharacterized. Gene Ontology annotation, molecular function: FAD binding. Lineage: Eukaryota; Fungi; Ascomycota; Dothideomycetes; Pleosporales; Didymosphaeriaceae. Bases 1 to 1371 code for a protein of 456 amino acids. The record is from RefSeq and is a predicted model, not a curated record. The transcript has 2 exons.